AUGAGGCGGGGUCGAAGCUCCGGAUCGCCGUAUAGGGCGCUGGCUCAUCACCAGAAUGCUGCGGCAGCGGCAGCUUCGUCCGACUCUGUUUCCUUGAUUCGAUCUUUCAAUGUCGAGACAAACCCUACGCGGCCAGUGCGGCCCUCGCCGCUCACAGCAUCGCUCAUUCGAGAUAUGCCAUUAGACUUGGUUGACCGAAUCAGAUCGUUUCCUCUUUUCAUGUCCGCUCCUGAGGAGUUUUUGGUCGCCAUUGGAAACCACUUGAAGCCUCAGAUUCAGAGUCCCAACGAUCAUAUCGUGACUGAAGGAGAUGAGGCCAAGGCAAUGUACUGGUUGGUGCGAGGUGUUGUUGCUGUGACCUCGCGGGACGGGGAAGCGGUCUAUGCUGAGCUUAACCCCGGUUCGUUCUUUGGUGAGAUAGGUGUCUUGAUGCAGAUGCCACGCACAGCUACUAUUGUUGCACGCACGAAAUGUCUCCUGCUGGUUUUGAAGAAAGAGGACCUACAUGCAGUGAUACCCAAAUUCCCGGAUAUGGAGAAAGCCAUUCGAGAAGAAGCACAAGAGCGCCUAAACCUUCUAAAGAAGAAACGACAAGAGGGCGGCAGAUUGACCAAGUCACCUCAAGGGGAUUUCAGCGCUCGGGAGGCAGUGCCUGGCGAGGUUUCCACUGGAGAAAGGGGUAUAAUCAAAGAUGGUACCGUGGUCAACAACAAGAAGAGGAAAUCUCCAAGCCCGGGUAUUAUGGAGGACCCAACAGCUGGUAGCGCCAUUGGAAGUGGUCAGAUUAACAUUCGAACGACACUCAAGGAGCUACCGCUCUUUUCUACCCUUCCUCCAGAUAUGCUUCAUUUCCUCGGACUCAGUGUUCAGCCCAAAACCUACACACCUUUCACAGAUAUUGUUCGUCAAGGUUUGCCGGGCAACGAAAUCUUCUUCAUCGUCCGCGGAGAAGCCGAGGUGAUUCACGAUGAACCAGUUUACGACAGUAAUGUUCAGAACAAGGCUCUAGCUAUUCCGAAGCGACCGCGGUUAAAGGCAGGCCAAUACUUUGGUGAGGUUGCAAGCUUGGGGCUGUCUCGUGGCCGAACAGCUACUGUGCGGUCCAUCACCUCCGUCGAGUGCAUCAUGAUCACUGGAGACGUUCUUGACGAGUUCUGGAGGCGCUGCCCUUCAGAUAUCUUGAAUCAGGUCAAGGAAACGGCGCAGUCGAGAUACCACAAACAGAGUGACGAUGUUGACAUGGUUGAUGCCGAUGGCCGGGAAAAAGCCAACAAAUCUGAUCCAACAACCCCUACGACGCCAACAAGAGCAUCACUCCCCAACCUCACAUUCACGACACCUUCUAAGCCAGGAUCUCCUUCGAAAGAUGACACUGGGAACAUAGCACCUAAGGAUCCUGACCCAUUCCUGAGUGUCAAUAUGGAGAACAUCAGAAAUCGAAGACGCCAUUCUUUAGCGCCCCCUGUGCCUCCUACAGACACAUCCACUUCCAUUACCAAUGGUGCAAGAUCUCGUUUGUCGGAGGUUACGCCUAUCAAGUUUGCAUUCUCCGAGACGCCAUCUGACGACGACGUUCCGGCCAAGCGAGUUCGAACUACUCUGCCUACAAGGCCCGUCACCAUGAGCAAGCCGGUAUUAUCAGAUGAAAUAUUAAUCUACAUUUUCAAGCACAUGGACAUAGGAGAAAUCUUCCGGCUGCGCCUUGUCAGUACACAUUGGCGUAAGCUUCUAACGACGUCGCCCAAAGUCUGCCAGGACGUGGAUCUCUCGAUUUACAACCGCAAGGUUUCUGAUGAAGUUAUACUCAAAGUGCUCGCUCCGUUCAUUGGCACUCGCGCUCUUUGCAUUGACAUAAGCAAUUGCUUCCACAUAACCGACGAAGGAUUCGGGGCUCUAUGGCGCAACUGCGGCAAAAACGUUCAGAAAUGGAAGAUGAAGUCUGUUUGGGACGUCUCCGCUAAUCAGAUUUUGGAGAUGAGCGAGAACGCCAAGGGGUUGGAAGAGGUCGAUUGGAGCAACUGCCGUAAGGUUGGUGACAACCUAUUAGGCCGUGUUGUUGGCUGGGUUGUGCCUGAUCCGCCACCUAACAAGUCAGUUGUUAUUUCCAGCUCAACUGCUCGUUCGCGAACCAAGCAGCAGCAACAGAAGCCUGCACCACAAAACGUACUGCCACCCGGAACUGUGGUAGGAUGCCCGAAGCUGAAACGCCUUAAUCUGUCCUACUGCAAGCACAUUACGGAUCGAUCUAUGGCUCAUCUUGCAGCACAUGCCUCGAACCGUAUCGAGUCGUUAUCUCUUACACGCUGUACAUCAAUUACGGACGCAGGGUUCCAAUCAUGGGCUCCUUUCCGAUUCGAGAAACUUCAACGGCUGUGCUUGGCAGACUGUACAUAUCUAUCUGACAAUGCCGUCGUUGCUCUGGUGAAUUCAGCCAAGAACCUCACCCACCUGGAUCUAUCAUUCUGCUGCGCGCUUUCCGACACUGCAACAGAGGUCGUCGCUCUUCGACUACCCAAACUAAAGGAAUUGCGAUUGGCAUUCUGCGGAAGUGCAGUCAGUGACGGUAGCUUGGAGAGCGUGGCGCUUCACUUGAACGACCUGGAGGCUCUGAGUGUGCGUGGCUGCGUACGUGUUACAGGGCGAGGCGUUGAGAAUGUUUUGAAUGGGUGUGGAAGACUCAAUUGGAUGGAUGUUAGUCAAUGCCGCAACCUCGAGUCUUGGAUUCGAGCUGGUGGUGUGGCGAACUGGGGCUUUGAUGCUCGAAUUGGCCAACGUCCUGCAGAAUCCGGUGAAAUUUCUGCGUCAGGAGAGGGCGAAGACGAUGCUCCGGCACCAAAAGCCAUGAGUGUCGCUAUGCUCACUUCGCAGAACUUUAUGCCACGGUCUGCCUUCGGUUACAGGUCCAAGAGAGCAAGACGACCUGUGAGUUUCGUCAUUGAAAAAGGACGUGGAAGUUUAAGAUGA
Messenger RNA from Fusarium coffeatum, 2964 nucleotides. RefSeq lists its product as uncharacterized. The coding region runs from base 1 to 2964 and encodes 987 amino acids. NCBI's taxonomy places the organism in Eukaryota, Fungi, Ascomycota, Sordariomycetes, Hypocreales, Nectriaceae. Gene Ontology annotation, molecular function: protein-containing complex binding; protein binding. The transcript has a single exon. The record is from RefSeq and is a predicted model, not a curated record.